Molecule: messenger RNA, 2793 nt
Organism: Lingula anatina
Lineage: Eukaryota; Metazoa; Brachiopoda; Lingulata; Lingulida; Lingulidae
Biological process (GO): autophagy of mitochondrion; piecemeal microautophagy of the nucleus; autophagosome assembly
Cellular component (GO): phagophore assembly site; phagophore assembly site membrane; autophagosome
Molecular function (GO): protein serine/threonine kinase activity; ATP binding
Source: RefSeq, a predicted model, not a curated record
AGUAAAUACUACGCCAUCUUGUGCAUAUCGAAAGGAAAACAACAUAUCAGCAAGUCAAAUCAUUUUUCCUUUAUUUUUUAAAGAUGAUUUGAUAUAACAUCUAACAGAGAGUGCGUAUAUCUACACGUUUACUACUGUACGUUGUACAGUAUGGCAACAGGAUUAGGCCUACUGCCGAGUGAUCAGCUGAUUGAUUGACUCGACGUGUGGACUUUCACAGCCAGGAUCUAUACAGUCAGUCAGAAAUCCAGUCAAGGAUGUCUCAGGAUCCGACCUGUGUUCUAAGGCUGGGGCAGUAUGAGGUCAACUUAAUGAAGAAGCUGGGUCAAGGAGGGUUUGGGGUGGUCUUCGCAGGGGUUGACACUAGGAGUAGGAUAAAGGUUGCAGCAAAGCAGAUAGACAUAAAGAGAAAGGAAAGACACGGCAGCACCGCGCUUUCCGAAAUAAAGGUGUUACAAAAGUUACCCAGUCACCAAAAUUUAAUUCGGUUCCUCGACUAUCACUUCUCUCAAGAUUCUUUCUGGAUCGUCAUGGACUUCUGCAAUAUGGGAGAGAUGAAGGAAUACUUCGUUGCGCAUGCGCCUAUUGAUUUGGCAACAAAAGUGGAUUUCAUGCGGCAAAUUGCUGCUGCUCUGGUACACUUGCACGAGGCACCACAGCAGAUAAUACACAGGGAUCUUAAACCAAACAACAUCAUGGUGUCGUACAUCUCAACAGACGAUCGGCCCAUGAUUAAGGUCACCGACUUCGGACUGGCUAAAGUAGCCGAAGAGGACAUGACGAAGACCUUCCUUCUCUCCACCGUGGCAGGGGCGGUCUGCUAUCUUUCCCCCGAGGAGUUCGCCAGGCAGAAGUACACGGUACUGGUGGAUGUGUUUGCGUUGGGUUUGGUGUUUCUAGGAAUGAUCAACUUUGACGUUCUUGGGGAGUUAAUUCCUGUCCCCCCUGGAAGUCAAGAUUCAAUGUUGGCUACCAUGUUGAUGCCCAUUGGCAUGCAGAUGCUUCAAGCAGCCAUCGGUGGUGGCAUCCAGCCAAAACUGGUGCAGCAUGAGCCAGAUGACAGCCCGGAAGUGACGCAGUUGAAGGACCUCAUACAGCACAUGGCGGUAUAUAAGGUUGAAGAAAGGUUCACUUCUCGUCAAGUGUACGAUACAUUGGACAAACUUUACGAGGGCAUAAAACAUAGCCAAUCACCUCCACCUGCCCGGCCACCAGAUCAGCUUGCAGAGGCAGGUAGUCCAAGACAAGAACCAGGAGCUCGUGCUGCAGAAGCAGCUGCGCAUGCGCAAGACUCACCCGAGCGUGGCGCCGCCCAAAGGGACGGACAUCGAGACAUAGGUUAUAAGCUUUUGAAGGAAGCCAUGGGACAGUUAUUAAGAGAUCGCAUUCAAGACAGAAGACGCGGAAGAGAGAGGGAUAAACAUCUGCGAGCUUUGGACAGGGGAAUGCCUCUGUUAGAGAUGUUACUUGGACAUGAUGAGAGAGAUGACCAACAGGAAGGAAAAGAAAAUGAGACAAAUGAAAGCGAGUUCAAAGAGGGAGAGACAGUCCAGGUUGUGAAGGUCAGUGUCACCAGAGCUGUGGGGAUGCAGGAGAAUUAUGGAGGCUGGCAUAACGAGAUGGCACAGUACCUUGGUAAGACUGGAAAGGUAGUUGAACUCGUACUACACGUGGUGAAAGUGAAGUUUGAGGAUGGGAAAAAGUGGAGCUUCAAUCCGGCAAUGCUCAAGAAGGUCCAGGGUGAGGUGUCACCGUCCAGUCGGAGGGAUAAAAACAAAAGGAGUGCCAUGAGGGCUAGACAGGUUGCUUGCCACUUUAAGCGGAUGGACAUUGUCCAGAUUGCAGAGGACGAGGAGCUGGUCAAAACGCUACAGAAAGGACAUGGGGGAUGGAAAGAUAAGAUGAAACAUAGCCUAGGUGUGAAGGGGAUCGUACAUGGCGUAGACAGGGACGGGGAUGUUGUGGUGGAAUGUAUUAACCAAGACAAAUGGUAUUUUAACCCUGAAUUACUGAUCAAAGUGGAACCAGACGAGAACGCAGAGCUGGCAGCCGGAGACGUGGUCCUCGUGAAGGAUUUAGAUUUUGAGGUCGCAAAAACGCUACAGGAAGAAAUCGGGGAAUGGAACAUUGCUAUGGCGGAGUCAUUUGGACGCGGCGGCAUAGUAAAAAGCGUGCUGUCUGAAAACAAAAUCAGAGUCGAGGUGUCACGUGACGCAUGGAUAUUCCACAGGGCGUUGCUCAUUCAGGUGGCAAAAUCAGAUGAACUGAUGCAUGCCAUAUUACGAAAGAAGUUCCGUCGAACAUAACGUCAUCGUCCGAAGCAUUCGUAUCGAGGAAAGUCUUAAAGUUCAUGGACUAGUUUUAAAACUAGAGGCCUAGGUGUAUUUUUCUCAAUUUCAUUUUUACAGUUUUCAUAAACUCAAUUGAUACCUCUGGUUUAUAGAAUAGCCAUCAAACAAAACAGCACCUACCGAUCUUGUAAUGUUCGCAAAACAUCCUUUGUAUUAAUGAAAAAAUAGUUCCUUUACCAACCAUGUUUAUAGAGAUUCGCCGAUCGUUGACCACCAUAUUAAAUUUCCUUGAUUUAGCCUACAAUUACGUUUAUAAUAGUGCAUGGAUUCUUUCAUUACUCAAAACUCAUGGCUGUGCAAUCGUUAUAUGAAAUGUUUUAAAAUUGCCUGAGGGAUGUGGCAAAUUGUAGUAUCAGCUAACUCACAUUUGUGCUUGUCGAAUAAUGAUUUUAUAGAAUCCAGAAGCAUGUUUGUACAGGUCCAUGUGUUUUUAUUAUACCUU